AUGAAUUCAUCCAAAUUAGAAUUAACUGCCUUAAUAAACAUAGUGCUUUGUAAAACAGAAACAAGUGCCUGCUAUUUGCAAGAAUGUUCAGCUUGUAGUAUCAUUUUACCAUCAACUUUUUUAUUUGAACAAUUUAAAGCUAAUAGUAUAAACGAAGAUAGUGAUAUAACAUGGAUGACGUGGGAAAGAAAUGAAAAAAGGACCGAACUGCAACGUCAUACAACCUCAAUAGCAGCAUUUUUAGAAAAGUUAGAUGCUCUCUGGAGCAAAUUUUUAGCUCAUCAUUUUUACACAAUUGAACAACGUGAAUAUAUUAAGAAAAUUAAAAAUGAAUAUUCUGAAAAGGGUACUGCAAUAAUUCAAUUAGAUUUUGCACAAAACUUCACUCUAGUAUCUCAAUCAUCAGUUCAAUCUUCCUAUUGGAGUCAAAAACAAGCAACUCUCUUCACAGUACAUAUUAAAAUGGGGUCAGGACAUCGCAACCUCGUUUUUAUUAGCGACUAUAUGCAUCACACAACUGAAUUCGUAUAUGAAGCUCAAAAGCAUAUAAUAGAAUUUUAA
This is a messenger RNA of Rotaria socialis, 561 nucleotides long. The record is from the annotation of a GenBank genome assembly. Lineage: Eukaryota; Metazoa; Rotifera; Eurotatoria; Philodinida; Philodinidae.